Molecule: messenger RNA, 1789 nt
Organism: Poeciliopsis prolifica (blackstripe livebearer)
Lineage: Eukaryota; Metazoa; Chordata; Actinopteri; Cyprinodontiformes; Poeciliidae
Gene: slc52a2
Product: solute carrier family 52 member 2
Exons: 4
Coding region: 101-1477 (458 amino acids)
Biological process (GO): riboflavin transport
Cellular component (GO): plasma membrane
Molecular function (GO): riboflavin transmembrane transporter activity
Source: RefSeq, a predicted model, not a curated record
GUCCUUUGCUCAACGUAAGAGCCGCCGCGGCGCGUGGAGGAGCUCCCGGAACCACAUUGGCCCAGAGAUCCGGUCCGUUCCCCGCCGAACCGAGCGGAUCAUGGCGGGCGGCUGGCGGCGCGCUGCCGCGGUGAACCACGGCCUGACGGCGCUGUUCGCCAUGGGCUCCUGGGUUUCCGUCAACAGCCUGUGGGUCGAGCUGCCAGUGGUGGUCAGAGAGCUGCCCGAAGGCUGGAAUCUUCCUGCGUACCUCUCGGUGCUUAUCGCCUUUGGAAAUCUGGGUCCCAUCGUGGUGACGGUGGCGCACCACUGCGCUGCAGGUCGCCUGAACGAACGUGUGGCCAUUCACUCCAUCCAGGCGCUGGCGGUGGUGGCGUCAGGGUUCCUGGCCCUUUUCUGGUCCCGCCGGGUGCCGAUCGCAGGAGCGGAGCGGUCACUCCCCUUCCUGCUGCUCAGCUUUACCCUGGCUCUGGUCUGCUGCACCUCCACCGUCACCUUCCUGCCAUUCAUGUUCCGCUAUCCUCCAGAGUACAUCCGCACGUUCUUCAUCGGCCAGGGCUUCAGCGCCUUGUUCCCCUGCGUGGUGGCUUUGGGUCAGGGCGUCGGCAAGCUGGAGUGUAAAACCGAGAACGACACGGUGAAGCCGGAGUACCUGGAGGAGAACUUUCCUGCCCAAAACUUCUUCUGGUUCCUGUUUGUGAUGCUCGCCAUCUCGGCCUUGAGCUUCACGGCUUUGACACAAAGACGGGCCGAGUCCCAGCCGGAGAGGCCGCCCCAAGAGUCCAACGGCGCCGAGGCAGCGAAGAGCGGAGAGGAGACGCACCGGCUGUACAACGGAGGAACGGCGGCGCCGGAGGAGCCGGUCGGCCCGGAGCCAGCCGCUCCCAGGUUCUGGACGGGACGAAACGUCUACCUGCUGGCGCUGCUCGCUGCCUCCAACGCUCUGACCAACGGAGUGCUCCCAUCCAUCCAGAGCUUCUCCUGUCUGCCCUACAGUAACAUGACCUUUCACCUCUCUGUGGUCCUCGGCAACAUCGCCAACCCCCUGGCUUGCUUCCUGGCCAUGUUCGUGGUGUUGAGGUCCCCUGUAGGCCUGGGCCUGGUGUCGCUGACGGCGGGCGUGUUCGCCGCGUACCUGCUGGCGCUGGCGGCGCUCAGCCCCUGCCCGCCGCUGCAGGCCAGCCUCGCUGGGAAAGCCUUGGUGGUGGGCUCCUGGAUCCUCUUCACCGGGCUGUUCUCUUACUUGAAGGCGUCGAUCGGCGCGCUGCUGCACGGCGCCGGCCGCGCCGCGCUGCUGUGGGCCGGCGUGGCCAUCCAGGCCGGCUCCCUGCUGGGCGCGCUCGCCAUGUUCCCGCUGGUCAACGUCUACCAGCUGUUCGCCCGCGGCCACGACUGCGAGGACGUCUGCAGCAACAGGACUGCAGCUCCUCCAGCAGGGGGCGCAGUUGAUCCUGAUCUCCGGACGUUUCUGGACUGAUGGCUGCAGGACGAAGGAAGCAGGACGAAGGAAGCAGGACGAAGGGAGCAGGACGAAGGAAGCAGGACGAAGGAAGCAGGACGAAGGGAGCAGGACGAAGGAAGCAGGACGAAGGGAGCAGGACGAAGGGAGCAGGACGAAGGAAGCAGGACGAAGGAAGCAGGACGAAGGGAGCAGGACGAAGGAAGCAGGACGAAGGGAGCAGGACGAAGGGAGCAGGACGAAGGGAGCAGGACGAAGGAAGCAGGACGAAGGAAGCAGGACGAAGGGAGCAGGACGAAGGAAGCAGGACGAAGGAGCAGGACGAAGGGA